CUUCUAAGCCCUGUUUGAACAUAAGCUUCUCUUGAAAGUAAGCCUGGGGCACUUUCCUCUAACGAACGUCCUGCCUUGGAUAGGUCUGCCUUAUGUCCAACGCGCCUUCCUCACAUGCCAUUUAGACCCCGGAGGAGGUGUGGUCAUCUGUCCGAAGGGUAACCCUAGUUCCCUUUCAAGAAUAUCACAGUUGACGCUCAGCAGUCGAUACGCCCUCGACACCCUUUUUACAUUGCGUCUACUUGGCCAUUCUGGACACGGGUUUCCGUGUACAGACAGCAUUUUUGUCUCCAUCAGUUCUUUUCCUUCGUCCGGAUACCCGUAUCUCACAUCCACCUUGUGUAUCUCGUUCGCGGGCUUACUCCCUGUUCUUCAACGUUCAACGACACAUGCAGAGGUAUCCCAUCGAUACCACUGUCAAUCCUCCAACCGUCAUGACGAAAACUCGCUCAAAUACCGCCGCUAAUUCCGAGCGUGAUGCAGCCACUUCAAGAGAAGUCAGCUGUGCAGCUAACACGCAUGGGCAGGUGGCCAGCAACACACCAAACGGGCUCGGUACCGCCAGUAACACCAUCCCAGCGACCCAGCUGGCAUUCAAUACCAGCCAUAUCGUGAUACUACAGGAGCUCCUGACGAUGCGACGGACACUCGAAGGCAUAUCUCGUCGUCAGGAGGCAAGCGAUGAGACGAUUAGGGCCAGCGAGACAAGAUUGCAAGAACUUCAGCCCAUGCCUAAACGGCUUGACGAUAUGGGCUUCGAACUGAACAGUCACUACUCGCUAGCCGAAGACAAAAUACGCAGACAAGAGGCAGAGAUCAGAGCUCUGGCGGACAAGAUUGUUCGAAGUGACGAAGAGAGACUUGUCCUGGAUCGUAAGGUAGAGCAGCUUUCUACCAAAAUCUCUCUGCAGGCAACGCAAGCAGACCCCGAGGAAAAUGGUUCAACUCGGUUCGCUUCCAAACGCAAAGAGCAGGAGGCCCUGCCAGCAUACGAACCUAACGAGCAGCCGAUGCCUUGCGAAGUGGUUUCCCACAUAUCCAGCAUUAUGACAGUUCCUCCAACGACGCCAGCACCCAAAAGGCUUAAGAUCGAAUACCCUAGGCUCGCCAAACGUCAGGUGCUGAGCUUUCGGAAAUACAUGCAGGCUUCCAAAAACGACUAUCAGAAGGCCACCCCAAAGACCGGCAGCGACAUGAGGCGGUUCAUCAAUCAAUUCAUCGAGGGUGUCCAGGACAGGAAUGUUUCCAACAAUUUGCAGGACCAAAUUCUAGCACAUUUCCCCUCGAAAGUUCGAAGGUCAAAGUCAAUAAGAGGGCCGCGUAGUAUUGUCAUCGAGGGCAACCUGCACUGGGACGAUGUUUGCCAGGUUGCCAGCUUGCUGCAGACUGGGAAGGGAGCUGAGGAGUGAGCCAGCC
Molecule: messenger RNA, 1416 nt
Organism: Colletotrichum destructivum
Lineage: Eukaryota; Fungi; Ascomycota; Sordariomycetes; Glomerellales; Glomerellaceae
Exons: 3
Coding region: 390-1409 (339 amino acids)
Source: RefSeq, a predicted model, not a curated record